Diabrotica balteata is the source of this 2853-nucleotide messenger RNA. The record is from the annotation of a GenBank genome assembly. NCBI's taxonomy places the organism in Eukaryota, Metazoa, Arthropoda, Insecta, Coleoptera, Chrysomelidae.
AUGGAAUUAAUUACAGUUAGUCUAUUUUUGAUAUACUUCACAACUUCAGUUUCUGGUAUUGAAGUUCACACACCCGAAGUAAAAGAAAGAGGAGCAGAGUCCAAUUCCCCAGAAAGAGAAGGUCUGCGAGUGACCCGUAAAUCUGAAGACACUUAUCCUGCAGUUGCCUACGUCCCUCAUAAAUUUAACUUCCAGUUAGCGAGACAGCAGGAUUACCUUAAACAGCGAUACGCACAGCAGCAACUGAUCGACGUAGAGAAAAUUGCGGCAAUUCAUACAAAUCCCUCAAAGAAAAAUAAAAAUAUCGAUAUUCUAAAACAAGUAAAUCUGGAUUCUACUGAGCCUCAUACAGCAUAUGAAUGGCAACCCACUGAAUCUAGCUCUAAAAAUAGACACCAAAGAAGUUCUGGGAAUAGUAAGACGUUAGACUAUAUUCCUAUAAGAAUCAAAACACCGAGAAAUUCAGACGAUAAAAUAAAAAUUAAAAAAGAAGAAUCAGAUAGUCCAAUAAGAAGAAAAGAUGAAAACGAUCCAGGAUUUGGAGGGCAAAUUAUCUACUUGGAUCCUCGAAUCCUAAAACAAUUAUUAGACCUUAAAAAUAAGCGUACUCAAAUUCAAAGCAGAUCAUUUAACGAACAUUCUGGUGCAGUUGACGCCAACUCACUUAACGAACUUAUUGGGAAAAAUCCUCAUGUCCAACUAGAAAGCUUGAAACGACUAUUACAUCAGUCCCAACAAACAAAAUUUGUACCAGUAAUAAGUCAGGCACAUGCUUUUCAUCAAAAGGAUCACACUCCUAUUACAGAAAGAACUGUUGACGUACCAAAUCCCCAGUCAAAGCCUAACAUUAAAGUAGAACAUGAAGAUUCUUCAAAAGUUCCUCAAACACAGCAAGUUGUUACGAAAGAAACUUUUGAAAAAAUUCAACAACAAUUAGAUGCAGCGUCCAAGUUUCAAGUUCAGCAAGCAUUGGAGCAAGCACAGCAAGCUGCACACGCCCAUGUUGCCGCCCAACAUAAAGCGAUAGAACAAGCACAGAGAGCUAUAUUUGAAAAAGUACAAAAAUCACUAUAUGAAAGUCCCCAAGCUUUACGACUGAUUCGUCCAGAGGAAUCAGAUGUAACGACGCAUAUCAACGUACCAGUACAACAUCAACAAGCUAUUUAUUCUGCCCCUAUACCAGUUCAGACAGAACAACAUCAAUCAGAUUUUACACGUCACUUAAAUACUCAACCACAGCAGCAUCAGCCAGUAUAUUCAACACCAUUACCACCUGUAGUAGUAUCACCUGUGCAUGAUAUACAAAUACCAACUUCAAAAGUACAUAUAACAAAAUACAAUACAGCUUUAACUACUGCAGGCCCAACAGUUUUACACAAUACCAUUGAAUCUACUAACAAGCUACAUCAAAUAGUUCAGAAUGAAAACCGUCAGGAGCCAGUAGUACAUAAUGUUCGUAUAAUACAAGUAACGCCUAUUCCAACACAUGGACCUAAGCAUAUUUUAAUACAACCACAAGUGAAACAUUUAGUUUUAACCCAAAAACAAGCACCACAGUACCAAACCAAAAACGUAGAGCAUUACGCUCCUAAUCAUCUUCACCAAACUGCCGCACAAUUACAAGCUGAAAAAAUUUUACUUCAACAAGUGCAAUCUCAUAACAACGCUAUUCUAAAUAGUAAUAAAAAUGUGAACAGGUAUGUAGGCCAAAAAGUUCCAGCACAUGCAUUCCAAGAAGAGACAGCUGAAAAAGAAGCGCAACCAUCCGCAGAUGCUUAUCAACAUAUUUAUUUGGACCACAAAGAAGCAGAUAAUAGCGUUGAUCCACAAUUAGAACAUAAAGAAGAAAACGAAGAAGUAAGUAAAAACCAAAUUUUUUUAUGUAGUAAUUGUUCGGAUAGAAAAAAACGUAAUAUUAAUAUCGAUAAAAUAAACAUUAACAAUAAUAUUAGUAAUCAUAGAAUGAGUAAUAGUUCAGAUGAGUACAUAGAGUACUACGAGUAUUAUGAUGAUGAAUCUAAUAAAAUAUUAGAAACGGUUAAAAUGAAUAAAACUAUAACACCCGAUAAAAAUUCCUUGCAUGAAAAUAGUACACUUACAAAUGAUUUUGAAUAUUAUUACGAAUAUUAUGACGAUGAACCUGACAAAAAUAAUAAAUCGUCCCAAUUUAAUGCAGUAGGUUUAACAUCUGAAGAUAAACCAGUAUCAGAGAUGUUAACUUCAUUCGGUAAUACUUUUCUGCCCACUCAUAAAAAUGAUAAAUUUGAUACUGAUCCUUCACUUUAUUAUUUAAAUGACUACUUUGAAGUAAAUAUGGAAACAGAUGCAAAUCACCACUAUGACGAAACUCUAUCUGAUAAUGAUGAUUUUGCAAAUGUUAAUAAUUUCCAUUCCCAGAUCUCAAAGAGGUAUUACCAUUCUUAUCCUAAACCUCAAAAUGUAUACCAUUAUCCAGCGAAAAUUCCAGUUCAUCCCGUUCAUAAGCCCGGGUCUGGUUGUAAUCCUGUAGUAAUUGUUAAUAAUAAUAAAUCACCUAGUUAUCCCAAAAGAAAGAAGAAGUGGAGGAGGAAGAAGAAACGUCAUCACAGACGUAAUUCUCAUGUAAAAGUACCAAUUAGGUACCCGACUUUUGAAGAAUUACAAUACGCUGCCAAAUACGUCUUUGGCUAUCGCAUCAAAGACAACAAAGAAGGCAACGAUUUUGGCCACGAAGAAAAACGGAGUGGACGAAGUGCCGAAGGAAGCUACCAUGUUCUCUUGCCCGAUGGACGAAUGCAGAAGGUAGAAUACUACGCAGAUGAUAAUGGAUAUCACGCAAAAGUUACGUACGAAAAUGUAGCUGAACAUAAAUAG